CAGGCGAGAAGAAGUUCCGUAAUCUUGGUGCCCUGGCUACCCUCCAUCCGCUUGAACUCUGCCCUCCUUUUUCACCACUCUAGCCUCGGCGGCACAGUCGCGCGCCCUCAAGGCGGAUCCACCAGCGUACAAGCAUAGCGACCAAGACGGAGAGACAGACGAUAUGGCAGACAAGUCAGAUCCACCAGCCAACCCCUUUUCUGAGGAACCCCUGAAAGAUCUGUGGAAUCAGGGGCUGGAGGCCAACAAUCGCACUGGCUUAUCCGCCAGAAGGUUAAGGAGGGUGAGAGACAGCUGCCCCCUCAGGAGACUGCCCAUCUCCAUUUCAGAAUACUCUAUUGAUGAGGGUUGCCGCCUCUGCUGGAGAGGAAGGAUCUGGCUGCCCUUGUUUGAGCCAUUGCGGACCCACGUCAUCCAGGAUACACAUGAUCCCCCCCUAUCUGGUUACCGGCCGGUCUGGUUCCGGCCGUGCCAGGCCAUAUGACCACCCCGAAGCAAGCGAGGACAACCGGAACAGGGAGGGGAUCCCCAUCGCUGUCGCGCCCGGCUGCCUGGUUGACGACACCGCCGUGGCCUGAUCGUCACCUCCUGGCGAGUAGGCA
Molecule: messenger RNA, 602 nt
Organism: Parathielavia appendiculata
Lineage: Eukaryota; Fungi; Ascomycota; Sordariomycetes; Sordariales; Chaetomiaceae
Exons: 1
Coding region: 164-484 (106 amino acids)
Source: RefSeq, a predicted model, not a curated record